Molecule: messenger RNA, 1014 nt
Organism: Cladophialophora immunda
Lineage: Eukaryota; Fungi; Ascomycota; Eurotiomycetes; Chaetothyriales; Herpotrichiellaceae
Exons: 2
Coding region: 90-695 (201 amino acids)
Biological process (GO): intra-Golgi vesicle-mediated transport; intracellular protein transport; retrograde vesicle-mediated transport, Golgi to endoplasmic reticulum
Cellular component (GO): COPI vesicle coat
Source: RefSeq, a predicted model, not a curated record
UAUCGAACCCGAUUUCUCGACUUUGCUGCCAGAACUCCUCACCCCAAGGUAUCCAUUUGACAAUCCUCGUAAGAGGGCGCUCAUUAGCCAUGGCACCUAGCAUGUCCCUCCACAGCGUCGUCGCCAUCCUCAUACUCUCCACCGACUCGUCUCCCGAUUCCUUCAGACUGUUUGCCAAAUACUACUAUCCUCCCCAUGCUUCAGCUGCACCACAACACCCUCCGCAAUCACAACCGUACCCACACCUGAAAGAACAGAAAGCUUUUGAAAAGGGACUACUUGAGAAGACAUCAAAGCAAACCUCCGAUGUGAUUCUUUACGACAACAAAGUCGUGGUGUUCAAGAUGGAGAGCGAUGUCAUGCUCUACGUGGUAGGCGCCGCAGAGGAGAAUGAGAUUCUGUUGUAUAAUGUUGUAUUGGCAUUGAGGGACACGUUGAGCAUAUUAUUAAAGAACUCGACAGACAAGCGCACAAUCAUGGAGAACUAUGAUCUGGUAACUUUGGCUAUUGACGAAAUUGUCGACGAUGGCAUAGUAUUGGAGACGGACCCAGUGAUGGUGGCAUCCAGAGUGUCGAAAGCUCCUGCACAGGAUGCACCGAACAUGAAGAACAUCGAUCUAAGCGAACAAGGGAUACAGAAUCUCUGGGAAUUCGGCAAGAAGCAGGGAAUGGAGUUCGUACGAAGAAACUUGUGAUUUCCAUGAACGGCGGGAAGGGAGGUGAUCGGCCAAAGUCAUGGACAUGGCCUGGACUUGAGAAAUACAACGAGGUUGUUAUCGCACGGCGUUAUGAGGCGGAGAGGGGGACAAUGAGCAUUAUGACCAUAAAAGUCAAAGACCUGAGGCCUGGUGGUCCUUUGGAAGACUCGGGGGAGGGGGGCAAUAACAGCCUUAUUGGGGGCGCAGCCUUGCCGCAAUGAAUUACCGACGCAAAUCGACGUCAUUUGGACGCUGAAAUAUUUCCCAUCGAAAAGAGUCACCCUCUCCAAUUCCUCAUGCUAAGUUGCGCCCUCUG